GAGCCGACAUAUAUUGCGGUAGGAGCUGUGGUGGUGGUGGUGGUUUUGUGAGCUAGGAUGAGUAGUGGUAGCUCGUCGCCGGAUGCUGAGCUGUGGCGAGCCCACACCCGUGUCUGGAACGUUUUGUUCAGCUACGUUAAAUCCAUGGCCCUCAAGUGCGCCGUCGAACUAGGCGUCGCCGACGUCCUCCACGCCGGCGGCGGCGGCCACCCUAUGGCCCUCUCUGUUCUCGCUUCCCAACUCUCUGUUCCACCGUCCAGAACCGCGGCCCUCGGCCGUGUCAUGCGCCUCCUCGUGCACUCCGGCUUCUUCACCCGAACCACCGCAUCCGGCGAGGAAGAGGAAGCGUACGCCCUCACUCCCAUCUCCACAGCUCUGCUCGUGAAGGAGAAACCGGAGUGCUUAAACAAUCUGGUGCUCUUAGAGCUCCACCCGAUUCUAUCGUCUCCCAUGCACUACCUCAGCCAGUGGCUCACCGACGCGACCGCCGCCGCCGCGCCCACGUCGUUCGAGAAGUUUCACGGCGCGUCGAUAUUCGGGCUCGCCGCCGAAAACGCAGAAAUAAACCGCUUGUUCAACGAGGGAAUGGCCGCGGACGCCGGGGCCGUGGCCAAAGUACUCGUCGGGGACCGCGGCCGCCACCUCUUCCACGGUCUCCGUUCUCUGGUGGACGUCGGAGGAGGAAUCGGCGACUUCACCGUGGCGAUCGCCAAAGCCUUCCCGCAGAUGAAGUGCGUCGUGUUCGACCUCCCGCACGUGGUGGCUGCGUCAGAAUUGGGAACCAAGGCGACGACGGUGGAGGCCGUCGCCGGCGACAUGUUCGAAUCUAUCCCUCCUGCUCAGGCCGUGCUUCUCAAGUGGAUUUUGCAUGAUUGGAACGACGAAGAUUGCGUGAGGAUACUGCGAAACUGUAAGAAGGCAAUUCCUCCUCGAGAUCAAGGCGGGAAGGUGCUGAUCAUCGAUAUCGUGAUGAAAUCGGAGGAGGGAAGUAGGGAAGAAGAGUUGGAGACGCAGUUGCUUUUCGAUGUGCAUAUGCUUGGAGUCGAGGAAGGGAAGCAGAGGACUGAAUCGGAGUGGGCCAACCUAUUCAGGGCGGCUGGCUUCGCCGACUACAAUAUUAUCCCUAUUUUCGGCAUACGCUCUAUCAUCGAAGCCGUCUAUAUUUAAUUAAAUAUGUUCGCAUAAUAUAUUAUUAAGAUUAAAUAAAAUUAAACUAGUAAUUUAGUUGAAUAUUUUAUCAAGUUAGCACCUGUGCUUAAUUCCCAGUGACUGUAUUGUAUCAGACUAAUGUUUUUCAGUGUUUAUUUCCUGAAAAAUGUUUUUUUUCU
Zingiber officinale is the source of this 1328-nucleotide messenger RNA. RefSeq names its product trans-resveratrol di-O-methyltransferase-like. Gene Ontology annotation, molecular function: S-adenosylmethionine-dependent methyltransferase activity; protein dimerization activity; O-methyltransferase activity. Lineage: Eukaryota; Viridiplantae; Streptophyta; Magnoliopsida; Zingiberales; Zingiberaceae. The record is from RefSeq and is a predicted model, not a curated record. The transcript has 2 exons. Gene Ontology annotation, biological process: methylation. The coding region runs from base 58 to 1167 and encodes 369 amino acids.